Orbicella faveolata is the source of this 1159-nucleotide messenger RNA. Its product is annotated as dehydrogenase/reductase SDR family member 7-like. NCBI's taxonomy places the organism in Eukaryota, Metazoa, Cnidaria, Anthozoa, Scleractinia, Merulinidae. The record is from RefSeq and is a predicted model, not a curated record.
AAAAUUAAAAAAAAGAUCUAUCGGCUGGAAAAUUUUCGCGCGAACGGAGCGAAGUGGCAAAAUCAGAUAAACCCCUCCCAUACCAGUAGCGGCUGAGGGAAUAUCUAAACACAAAUUUCUCAAAUCAUGAAAAAUAAAUCAAAAAUUAAAUUCCGCAGGUUUAUCGAUUAUGGCUUCUUUGUGAUGUAACACUUUUAGGUAAAAAUUCCAUGUCUACUGUUCUUUCGUUCCUUGGUCCUUGGUCUCGAUUCCUAUUCCAUAAAGUUUUUGCUCCAGCCCCGAUUGGUCACGUGUCUUCUAACAUAAGUGGUCAUAAGUUGCAAAGGUAACGAGUUGCAAACCCAUCCGAUCGAGGUCAUCGCAAUCGGAGGUCAUCGUAAUGCGCCGAAACUUCUUGAUCGCUGCAGUUCUUGUUCCUCUUGUUUGUUUCUUACUUUUCAAAUUCCAAGAUGGUGAUUUUAUAUUGAUGAUUUAUGAGAGGAUUGGUCAAGAUCCAGCGGUUGCCUUGCGCGGGAAAGUGGUCUGGAUUACUGGCGCUUCGAGCGGUAUCGGUGAAUAUUUGGCUUAUGAACUGGUCAAAUAUGGCUGCAAAUUAGUACUGUCUGCGAGAAGGAAGGCAGAAUUAGAGAGAGUCAAGAAGAAUUGUGCAGCUAUUGCUACUGAUCAUGAUUCCUCGUUUGAAAAAGAUCAAGAUAUUCUUGUCCUUCCUUUGGACUCUGUAAAAUUUGACACACAUGAAAAACUGACCCAGGAUGUCGUCAAGCACUUUGGAAAGGUUGACAUUCUGGUGAACAAUGCUGGUAGGUCACAGAUAGCUUUGGUGGAAAAAACAUCAUUAGAGGUGGAUAGAGCACUUUUGGAUUUAAACCUUGUUGGACCCAUCUCUUUGACCAAAGCAGUCCUCCCGCAUAUGAUUGAACGUCACGAGGGGCAGAUUGUGGUGGUGAGCAGUACCGCUGGAAAAACAUGUAAUGUCAUUAAUUUUAAUUCAUUUGAUGGAAUGACUAAAUUUGAUGAGUUUUGGGUUUUAUAGAAUAUGUAUUAACUGCAUGGGUUUAAAUAAUAUAUUGUUAAACUUGUUUUAUAAAACUGAAAAGUCUUGAAAGGAGUGCCUGAUGACUGACUGACUGACUAACUGAGUGACUGACUGAGUGACUGA